Messenger RNA from Mya arenaria, 6956 nucleotides. RefSeq lists its product as uncharacterized. The record is from RefSeq and is a predicted model, not a curated record. Gene Ontology annotation, cellular component: cytoplasm. Bases 158 to 4735 code for a protein of 1525 amino acids. The transcript has 26 exons. NCBI's taxonomy places the organism in Eukaryota, Metazoa, Mollusca, Bivalvia, Myida, Myidae.
AAACGCCAUUACCAGGAUCGUCUUACGUUUGUUUAUUAAGGUGAGGAUUUUACACCUUGUACAUCAUUUAAUCACAACACUUUGGAGAUGGGAUAUUGCUUCAAGUAUUGAACUUUUCGACGAGCCUCAGCUAAAACAAAAAAAUUGAUAUGAAGACAUGACUGCCCAAUCCAGUGUUGCAGAGAGGAAAAUUGUCCUCGAACUUACAGACCUGCUUCAGAAAAAUGAAAGCAAGGUCCUAUCAGGGGAGACAAAUCUGUGUCUGACACCAAGCUCCCUUUGUAUUCUGGACAACACUUUCCGAAGGUUCAGCGAGAACUCAGAGGAUGUGCCUUUAACUCCGGGGAAGAAUGUCAGUAAAGCCAGACAAGAGGCUGAAAAAAGGAGAUGGAAAGAAAAUAUACGUGCCCUCUACGACUUUGUGCUGAAAGUAAAAGCAUUGAAGAUUAUCCAUGGCAGCAGCACAAUGCGAACUCCCGUGAAGAUUGCAAGGUUUCAGAGCAUAACUGUCCUGGAAGUGAAGAAACUGCCCAUCCACAUGGUAGAGGGUCUGUCAAGGGUCAGGGGUCAACUGUCAGAGAUCACUGUUAGCAAGUGUCUGCAGGAUGUCAAGGACCUGCUGGAGAUCUGUGGUGGUGACCGAAGCCCUGGGCUGGUCUGGUCCUAUCUGAGGAAUCUUUACCUUAGUUUCAACUCCCUAAAACACCUAGAUACCUCAUUGAGGUUUGUUCCGUUCGUGGAGGUGCUAGAUCUCAGUCACAACAACCUUACCGAAACCAAGGAGUAUCUCACAUACCUGACGGAGUUGACGCGGGUGAACCUGGGCUACAACAUGUUGUCAGUGGUUCCCACUUUUUCAUCCACGUGUAAACACAAGCUGGGAACCAUCGUCCUGAGAAGCAAUCAGCUGGAUAAAAUCGAUGGCAUUGAGGAGCUUCAAGGUCUACAGGAGCUUGACAUUGCUGACAAUUUCCUACUGGACCACAAAUGCUUGGAACCACUAGAGGAACUCACUAGACUAAACGUGCUGUGUGUGUCCGGCAACCCUAUGUGUUACAAGCCCCAACACAGAAUUCUGACUGUUGGCCAUCUAUCGUCCCUGUGUGGGUUUGGUGCCUUCCUCCUAGAUGGCAAGAGACUGAAUGGGGAGGAGAUUAGCGUCUUAAAACAGAACAAGUACCGUAACUACCAAAAUGAGAUCACUAAUGACCCUGAGCAAGAAGACCAUGAUGAUGAGACUGAGGUUAAGGUCAUUGCCGUUUCCCAACACUCAAUGAAGAAGAAAAGGGGCCAUAGAAGGGUGCCUAGCAAGGAGCGGAUACCAGCCAUCUCUAAUAUAGAGGACUCUUUAAUGGAGCAGCAUCUGUCAGGUUCAACUGGUGCGACCCCCAGUUCGUCCUACAAAGACCGCUCCACAGAGCUUUCUGCUGAGGCGGAAGAGGAGAAGAAAAGAUACGAGAUCAUGAGGAAGCACUACAGCCACGACUGGCUUAAGGCAUUGACAGCAGAGAAGAGUCAGGACUUAACAGAUAGUAGCGACAAGUCAAAAAGCCGAGAUGAAGCUGAUGUCAGAGCAAAAAGGGAACCUUCUCCAAAUUUUCGAAACUCGAAAAACGACAUAAGGACAAAAUCACCAGUUAACCCAACUUCCAUGAAUAAACCAGAGCCUGCUCGAGUAGAAGAGGUCAUAAAGGCGACAGUCAACAAACCACUUACGUCUUCUAUUUCUCCCCAUAUCAGUGAUACCACGGAUAUAUACAGCCAGCCAGUUAAGAGUGCCUCCAAGGAUAGCAUGAAGAGUGGCAUUGCCAGUGCAUCCGCCAGUGUGCUGCAGAUCUACUCUCAGACCAGCGUAGACUUUCCUACAACAUCAGCAUCAACAAUCGAUUCAGGCAUAUAUGGUGAGGAGUGUGAGCCGUUCUUCGUGUUGCUUCCGGAGAAGAACAUGACCUCCCUCAUCCUGACCAUGAAUGACCGCUUCCUUAUAGAGAAGGACCAGAAUGGACACAAGAUUGGAUCCCUCGAUCUGAAGUGUCUUUUGACUGUGAAUAGACGAGAGGAGAUAUGUGAUGGAGGAAAGGACCAGAUCGGAGGUCUCAUGUACAAUGUGAUUCAUCUCACCUUUGACAUGGUGAAGAAAGACGCGCGCAAGAGAACAUAUGCUCUGGAGGAUGAGAAUGAUGCUAUGUCACUGGAAUCUCUACUCAGCAAACACAUUCAGUCUUCAGAUGAACAGUAUAAUCUCAUGGAGUGUUUAAAAUGCCAAAAAGAUUUCAAGCAGUUGUCAGAAGAAAGUCAGCCAAAUUCCCUUCUAAAGUGCCCCUCGUGUGGCAGUAACAUGGUGAUCGGCUCUUCCAAGGUCAUGACCUCUGGGAAGACGGCAGGGACUUUGAGCCCGAUGCAGGCUGGGAAUGGCAGGGAAAAUAAGCCGAGUGUGGGCGAUUUGAGGGAGCAAGGGAAGUUCCUACAGCCAGACACAAAGUUAUCCAAGUCACCCAAGAUUCGCAGAAAGUCUCCACUUAGAGGAAAAUCUCCGCAAAGAUACAGUGGGAGUGGAAAGAGUUUUAGAGGCUAUGAUGAGCCUGAUUCAGGCCAGCAAGUUGAACCUGACAAGAUAAAGUCUGAAAGUUACCUUUCUACAUCUCCAAAAGAAAGUACAAAAGGCAAUGUCGUACCUAACUCUUCAUGUUCUGAUGUGAGAAUUUCAAUAUCUACCGCAUAUACUACACAGGAAAGUGUUAACUCUGUAGAGAGUGAUAUUGCCAUUCUCAGGCAAAAUUCUAGUCAAUCAAGAAUUUCAGACUCUUUUACUGAAGCAACAAAAGAAAAUGUCUCCCAAAAGGUUUCAAUGACUGUUAGCUUGUCUGAAAAAAAUGGUCAUGUGACUGCAGAGAGUGAUCACAACACUCAAUCAAAUGGAGUUCAUUGGCUAGAAGAUGGAAAGGGGCAUGUAACUCCUAUGGGAUCUCCGUUGUCUAAUAGUGUUUGCUCCAGUAUGGUGUCUAGUGUGUAUGAGAAUACCCUGGCAGGGGGUGGGGAUGAUAAGUCCCAGGGUGGCGAUUUUGAAGUAUUAACUGAGGAAAGCCAGACAGGGUCAAGUACCGAUUCUGUUACCCUUAGAAGGUCUUUAGGUACACCAGAACAAACCAGGCUCAGGGGUUCUAGGAAUAGGACUAUGGCUUUUUAUGGUUCUGAAAGUGCUUUAUCUCAGUCUAGAAAUAACAAUGCUGAUGAUAGUGAAGGGUUAAAAAGAAAGUCAGAGAAUUCGGAUAUUGAAAGAAAAGAAACCAAAUCAAAUCGGGAGUUCAGUAUUUAUGAAAGUGAUAGUAAUAGAAACGCUACAUCUAUUUAUGAUAGCGCAGUUUCGGAACAAGAUUCUAUGGGCGUUGAUCAGAAUAACUCAAGUGUAUACUUAGAUACAAAUAAUAGUAACAUAUAUUCUGAAAACGAUCAGAGUUCGAACAUUUCUUCACCAGUAAUCAGAAGAAACAAAACUUCUCAAAGAUCGCAAGUAAAAAGGCAAGCUGGAAAAUUUUAUGAUGAGCUAUCAGAAGGCUUACAAGACUUCCCUUCAGAUCUUUCACCAAUCAAAAACUCUGCCAGGAAACCAAAGGAUGCUUACAUUGAAAAUGAAGGUACUGACCUUGAAAAAUCCACUGAAGCUUUGUCUGAAUACUCAAGUGCCACUUCACAAUCCAAAGCAGACGACAGUUUACAGACAACAGGAAGUUUGAACACAACAGGAAGUGCCAUGUUGCCAUGGGAGAUAGAAGUAAACAAAACAAAGGAUUCUGGGAAAAAUGAGAGUCUCAACCAUGAUGAAUUCAUCAACAUUGAUCAUAGAGCCCAGCUGUACCUUGAGCUGAGAGUGUUCAAAGCGGAGGAGACUGCCCAGUGUGCCAUACAGUGUGCAAUUGUCCAGUAUAUGAAGCCUAAAGAUAUCAAAAGUCUGCUGGUCAUCUCAACAUCCAGAAUACUCAUAUUUGAAAUCACAGGAGAUAGUUCCAGCGGAUCUGAUUGGUUGAAGUGCUAUGAGGACCAGCCAAUCACAGAGCUUCAUUACAUUGACAUAGGGCUUGGCUACCAGAGCCUGAGACUGGAGUUUGACACUGAGUGUGCCAGCUAUACACUCCUUAUAGCUGAUGAAGGGAAAUGCAAAAAGUUCCUAACACUUAUUUCAGACAUUGUUCAGACGGCAGCCCUAUCAGACCACAGCAAGCUAGAAGGGAUCAUAAAACGUAACCCUGCGACCUUAUCUAACCUUGAGAGCCAGGUGUUGACCUUUGACGUAGACCCUGACCCCGAAGGUGACCCUCAGACUCUGGUCAGGUACCUGGCUGCUAGGUUGAUAGAUGAGGAGUCAGAGAAAGGAGAGCUGAUAAACCUAGUUGUAACUCCCACCGAUAUUGUAAUGGUGGAGGAAAACCACCAGUGGCCGUUACCCCGGCUGCAGGCUCCAUUGUCAGAUAACCUGAAAGGGAGACAAUUCACUAUCAUUCAAAGGGAGAAAAUUAACAACAUUGAGAGUCUGAUGUACAAUGAAGAAAAUCCCACAGAACUGAAAGUCACGUUCUUCGAGACUUCUGACACCGACAAUGGCAAGAGUGAAUGGCUCAUAUCACUGGAGACUGGGAGUGGGGUCAAAUCCCUGGUGGACUCUAUAAGGGAUCCCUGGGAGAGCGAAUUUGGUGUUUCCUUGGAUAUUACCUCUACCUCCUUCUCUGAACCAGAGUGAUUGGUUAAUAUCCCCAAAGACUGGCUAAUGGGUCAAAUCCCCAGUGGAUUCGUUUAUUUUGUUAUUGUUUUUCAGCCAUUUUGUAAGAUUUCCAAAGCAUUCUAGUCCUUGUUUUUCCCAAUCAACAGGUUUUACCAUGCUGAAAGGGCUGUAAUUUUUCCCACCUUAGUAGGCUCAUAUUCCCUAUAUAGCUGAAAAAACCUGGGACUUUAUAAGCAAUCCCUAGGAGGGCGAAUUUAAAUUUCACUGGAUAUUACCUCUACUUUUUUUCUCUGGGAGAGCGAAUUGGGAAUCUUCAUUGAUAUUCAAUAGUUUACUUCUCUGAACCAGUGUGAAAGGCUUCUUUCCCUUGAGACAGAAAAAGGGCCAAACACCAUUUGACUCUUAUAAGAUAUCACUGGGUGAUUUAGGGUCCACUUGGAAAUGAAUUGAACCACAGUGAUAUUAUUAAGUUUUUAUAUUGAAACUUUGUAUGACAAAAAUAUGAACAUAUUGCAGUACUUGUUGCAAACUAUGAAGUUGUAAUGGAUAGACAUAGUUAACACUUAACACUUGUUUGAUACAGUUAAAGCGUCGCCAAAAUAUGGUGCACCAUAUUAGGAUCAUGCUAUUCAAACACAUUUGUCUAUGUAUUUCUUUUGUAUAUAUAUUUUCGGGGGCAUUCUGGGUAAUUAUUACAUGUGUGUUCUUACAGUUUAUGAUAAAUGCAUUUUUGUACUUAUUUAAGAUAUUUUUGCAAUGUAUUUUAUUAUCUGUAUAGAAUGGCAAUAAUGUGUUUAUAUUAGUCAGUUUUAUACACUACGUUAUUUUAAUAAUGCAAUUAAAAAUAUUCAUGUAAAAAUCUACAAACGUAUUACCGUAAGCAUGUGUUUGCUUAUGCAAUGCAUACCUUUACUGCUUCACAAUUUGGGUUUCAUAGUCAUGUAUAUAUUAUUCAGUUAUAUAUGUAAGUAUGAGUUGAGUAACAAAUGAAAAAAAAUCAUGUGGUUUGUGUGAUUUUGUUUUCAGUUAUUGUUUAUAUUGUGUUUUUCUUUUAAUAUGUAUGCAUUUGAAACAUUCCAUCAUAUCUUACCGCCUUUAGACUACUUUAUCAAACUGCUCUAUUGUACAUCUACAUAUUACCAGUAUGUUUGUUUCGUCAUUCUUGUGUGUGCCAAAACUUGCUUAUAAAACAUUGAUGGAAGAGUUGUAUUUCUUUCAUGCUUUUUGGCAGAAUAUGGAUAUUUAUCUGUGUAAUAUCAACAGUUAUAUUUUCAGUGUUCACUAAGGAGUGAAAUAUCAACUUAAAGGCUUCUUUGAAAAUCAGUUGUAGUUACUUCCCUUUGAACAAAACUGAGUACCUAUAUUUUCAUCUGGAUAAAUGUCUCGUCUACAAAAGGAUAUGUCCCGUCUACAACUGGAUGACUGCCAGAGUGAUUGAAUACCCAUCUGUUAUGAAACUUACUCUUAGAAUUGGAAAGUGUUGUUAAUCCAAUGUUAAACCACUUUGUUCUGUUUCAACUUUGGACCUUCCAAAUAUGUGUGGGAAUGAAAGUCUUCAUCAAAGGCAAUCAAAACUGUGCGUCCCACAGGUAGCAAAAAGGAUGCCAAAACGUUUUUGUUUUUAUGACACUCGCGAAAUUAAAUAAGAUCUGACACUAAAAUAAACAAAUAUCAGCUUUGUACUUAUUAUUUGUGUACAUGUAUUCGUGUUUUUUAAGUUUUAGUUCAGAGUUUAUUUAUUGUAAAUAUUAUCAUUAUUGUAAUUUAUUUGUGAUGUAGCAUAAUCAAUGAUUAACUAUAUAUCCAACCAUCAAAGAGUUUUGUUAUUUUAUCGCUUUAAAAUUCACUCGUAAGGAUGGUGCUAUUUCCAAUCACUACAAAAAAAUAAAAGGAAUUAAUGAAUAAGUUCAUUGUUUCAGAAAUAUUAACUUUGUUGCUUCAUUUACUAUUCCUAAAACUAGAAAAAUCAUUUUUUAAGAUCUUGAAAAACUAUAUAAAUGCACAUUUACAUGUUAGAUAUAUUUGUUUAUAUAUAUAUUUGUCUGUAACCUUUCUGUCUGAAGGUGGGUAUACGAAUGAAUGGUAUACCUUUCAAUCUGUUUUGAGUUGAAGCUUUUUUUGUCUGUAUAAACCCUACUCUCUGAGGCCAUAGUUUGGUGUGUAUACAUAUAACUGGUAUGUUAGCUUUCAUUCAGUUCUGAGUUGAAAUGUUAAGUUUAAUUCAAUAAAGAAAUUGAAG